Messenger RNA from Gaeumannomyces tritici R3-111a-1, 663 nucleotides. RefSeq lists its product as hypothetical. Lineage: Eukaryota; Fungi; Ascomycota; Sordariomycetes; Magnaporthales; Magnaporthaceae. The record is from RefSeq and is a predicted model, not a curated record. The transcript is spliced from 3 exons. The coding region runs from base 1 to 663 and encodes 220 amino acids.
AUGAUAAGGGAGUUCCCGAACCACCACGUAAAGAAGAUGAAGGAGGCCGCCUGCAUCAACGCCCAUCCUAAGCCCUCGCCUGGCCCAACAGCGAAACGAUUUACGCGUGGCUCCACCGGGCCGCCUUCCAAGUUCAAAAUCGACGGACCUCGAAGGCAUAUCGACUCUUACGGCAGGUGUCCGAUCCCGACUCCGACAACAGCCAAGUUCAACAGGUCCGUCAUGGAUCCCCCUUUCAAAAUCGAAAAUUUGCUGGAUAUGCGGGAAAGCGCUGGUAGGGUCCGCUUUUCCGCCCGAGACAUGACACCGGUGGAAGAAAGGGGAGGCCUAUGGCGGUUGCCGAUGUCGCAUUUACCACUACUGCAACCAGUUGCCUCGUUAUACAACAGGGACUACUUUAAUACCAUUGUUGUUGCACAAGCCAAAGCCAGAGGGCUAAGCAUCACCUUCGAUCACGGCCUGGAGUGCCUUUGGGUCGAAAACGCCCUGGUACCGAGCAAGGGUCAAAUGUUGGUGAUCAUUGUGCUUCCGAAGCCACUGGAACCCCAGGCUGCUAGAGUGCCAGUGCCACGAGGAAUGGAAACCUUGAUUCACGAAGAGCCACGAAGGUCCGGCGCCAACGUUUUACAACGAUGCUUAUAUGGGCCAGCAUCUGCUGACUAG